This is a messenger RNA of Gopherus flavomarginatus (Mexican gopher tortoise), 3482 nucleotides long. RefSeq names its product acyl-CoA dehydrogenase family member 11-like. The coding region runs from base 137 to 2077 and encodes 646 amino acids. Gene Ontology annotation, molecular function: oxidoreductase activity, acting on the CH-CH group of donors. The transcript has 14 exons. The record is from RefSeq and is a predicted model, not a curated record. Lineage: Eukaryota; Metazoa; Chordata; Testudines; Testudinidae.
CCAGAGGGAGGGGAAGCAAGAAGAGUUCCGUCCUGGGUUACUGAAGGGCUCCUGCGAUUAAACGCAGACACGGUUGUGGACUGAGUGUUGAACCCAGGGCAGUUCUGAACACCAGCAAUUGGACUAACCCACUCUCAUGUUUUGCAGGGUCAGGCUUGUCAGUCACUUACCUAGGUGGAGCCCUGGCACCAAUCACAAGCUGUGGAAGCUGCGCUGCCUCCUGCCUCAGUGCCCAAAGCUGGGAGCCAAGAUGUCUGCAGGUCAGAGUCAGAAAGCUGAGACCUGGGACAAAGGCACCUUGCAAGAGCUGAAGGUGCCCUUUGCCAGGACUGAAACUGGGACCUUUUUCCAAGAGCAGCCCAGGAUUGGAAACCAGUACCUAGAAGAUGCUUUCCUUCAGCGUUACUUGAAAACACACCUGCCAUCCCAGGUGCUGGAGAAGGUGAGUCUGGAUCUGGAGAGGUUUGGGGCUCGUGUAACGGCCGAGAUUGACUCUCUGGGGCGUGAGUGCGAGUUGAAUCCUCCUGCACUGCUGCACUAUGAUGCUUGGGGGCGGCGUGUGGACCACAUUGUCACUUGCCCAGCCUGGAAGAGGAUGAAGGAGAUUGCAGCAGAGGAGGGGCUGAUCGCUGAGGCCUACGAGAGGAAAUACUCCAUCUGGAGCCGUGUGCAACAGGUUGCCAAGCUGUACCUAUAUGCACCCUCUGCUGGCCUUUUCACCUGCCCGCUGGCCAUGACUGAUGGAGCAGCUAAAGUAAUUGAGUCUCUGGGUAUUUCCGGGCCCCUAGCAAAAGCUUUUGGCCACCUGACCUCACGCGACCCCAAGAAGUUCUGGACCUCUGGCCAGUGGAUGACGGAACGCAAAGGAGGCUCUGAUGUUGCUAGUGGCACAGAGUCAGUGGCCAGAGAGCAGCCAGAUGGCACAUAUUGCCUCUACGGCUUUAAAUGGUUUACUUCAGCCACUGAUUCAGACAUGACGCUGACCCUAGCAAGGAUCAUGGAUGCUCAGGGACGUGUAGAACAGGGCUCCAAAGGUCUGUCCCUGUUCUUCCUGGAAGUGCGAGAUAAGCAGGGGAAGCUGAAUGGCAUUGAGGUGCAAAGGCUGAAGCAGAAGCUGGGGACCAGGCAGGUGCCAACAGCUGAGCUGCUGCUGGAUGGAUCCAAGGCACACCGGAUCUCUGCAGAGGGUCGGGGUGUGGCCUCCAUUGCCAACAUGUUGACCAUUACUAGGAUCCACAAUGUCAUCUCUGCAGUGGCUGGCAUGAGGAGGGUGAUUAACCUGGCCAGAGAGUAUGCCAGCAAGCGGGUCGUCUUUGGAAAGCUCAUCAAGGACCAUCCCUUGCACAUGCAAACCAUGGCCCGGCUGGAGGUGGAAACUCGGGGGGCCUUUCUCAUGCUCAUGGAGAUAGCCAGGCUGCUGGGAUUAGAGGAGACCAAGAUGGCCAGUGAGCAGGACCUGCAUCUUCUCAGGCUGCUGACGCCAGUCGCUAAGCUCUACACUGGGAAACAGGCGAUUGCUGUUAUUUCUGAGGGACUGGAAUGUUUUGGAGGGCAGGGCUACAUGGAGGACACAGGCUUGCCAGUCGCACUGCGAGAUGCCCAGGUGCUGACCAUCUGGGAGGGAACAACAAAUAUCCUCUCACUUGAUGUGCUGCGCUCUCUCACCAAAAGCCAAGGCCAGGUGCUAGCUGCAUUCUGCUCUGGAGUGCAGGGGAAGCUGGAGUUGGCUUCCAGCAUUUCAGAACUGGAAUCUUCUGUGCAGCUACUCCAGGAUGCUCUCCACAGGCUUGGCCAGUUCACUCAAAGAGUUGGCUCAAAAGGGGCAGUUGCAAUGGAGCUAGCAGCAAGAGACUUUGCCUACACUCUGGCAAGGAUCUACACAGGGGCUCUCUUACUCGAACACGCAGCCCAGCCUGAUGCCUCCUCCACAGACACCUACGCAGCUCAGAGGUGGUGCAAACAGGAUCUCUGCCCCGUAGACUCAGAAGAAAAAGCUGGCUGUUAUGAUGACAAGGCAGUUUCCAUGGAUACCUACUUGGUUUAUGAGGGAAACCCAGUUUUGAAAGGAAAGCUGUGACUUAACUGAAGCUAACUGAGAACAUCCAGACCUCACUUUGGAAGAGAAAUUGGAUUACAAUCCUGGCCAGUGCCUGGUGCGUCCAGCACAAAUUGCAUUUGCUUAUAGUGUGCUUAAUAUUUAGAGCGGUGUAAACAAAUGGGCUAUGACCAUCAGCUUAUCACUGAUCGUCUCUUUCAGGAGGUGUUGAAAAGAAAUGUGCUUAGAAUGUUUAAGGCAAACGUGGUGGUCAAAUGCAGAUAAUGAAUUUAAUAAGAAAACUCUGAAGUGCUAAUGAGUAUUCUUUUCAACACUGAGACAAGGAAACAGAACCAUAGCUACAUCUGAAGCCUGGUCUAAAACACAGAAGUUACAGAAGUUUAUAAAAUUGGUUUUUAGCUUUGCACCACUUCCCCACCCCCUCUCUCUGAGCCAACACCCGACAUCUGCAAUGUUGCCUCCAGCAACUUUGUGUGAGUGGAGAGUUCCCCUGCACAAGGGCAUUCUCCACUGGCCUCGUUAGCCACAAGAACCUGGUUUGAGCAUCUGGCCAGAUGAGGAAAGAUGAGCUCCUCUUUCCCAGGCAAUACCAAAAAGGGACAGAUAUGGGUCAGCAUGGUUAUAGGGGGGUGUUUGGUAGAGUUCCAGUUACCCUGUGGAUGGGUCUGAAAGAAAUGGCUACAUUUUAUUAGUGAGGAAGUGUACACAAGGAAUAGUUAAAUAGAAACUGAUGCUAUUGAGAUAUGCAUGUCACAAGACAGCCUCAUGCAGAGAAGUACUUUAGGGCAAGUCUACACUGCAAAAUUGUCAACCUAAGUUAUGCCAACGUACAGCCACUGCCGUAAUUGAAUCUGUUUUCAUGUCCACAUUUUGUUGCUUGUGUCAGCAGUGCACGUCCUCACCUGGAGUGCUUGCACCAAUUUAACUGCCAGCGUGGGACACGGUGGUUCAGUUCCUGACAGGCAGUAACAGUCCAUGGAAGCAACACAAUGUCUACAAUGACACUGCAUCCACCUAACUACAUCGACUUAAGCCCUGCACCUCUCGUGGAAGUGGAAUUAUUAAGUUGGUGUAAUGGGCGAGUUACAGCUAUGUGAGCUACAGUGUAGCGUAGAUGCUUAUAGAGUUAAGUCGCCGUACGCUUCCUCUGUCGUGUAACCCAGGCCUUAGUGUGUUAGAAGUUGAAUUGUUAAGGUACAGUACUGAGCCAAACUUAUCCCUAUAUGCUGUUUAAAAAUCAGACUUUGUUGAGAUCAAAUACACAAGGUAGCUGAUAAAAUUACAUCAGAAAUGUAAGACCUAAGCAAUCUUUUUUAUAAUUCUUAUCAAAUCAGUGCAAACAACUUAAAAUGUGAAACCGUUUCUUUGAACAAGAUGGUUGAGUGAUUUGGCUAUUCUGCAAUAAAGGAAUUGGGAAAAGGUUCAA